GGACCCUGCUACCCUGCGUUGCCCUCUCCCGACCGCCGACUCCUUCAAUUGCUUUGCUUUGCUGCCACCUCCUACGUAGACGAACCCGUUACCUCUGUUCCUUAAACAAAGCCCCAGCUCCUUCGCCAAGCUCUUCGACUGUUGUGUACUCCGUACACAGGGCUUUCCCACCGUAUAUCCCUUAGUUUUGACUGACAACAACACCGUCAGAACACCACCAAAUCGACCUGCUGCAUGUCUUGACCAGGACUCGAGGCAGAUGCUUCAGGAUCUCGCCAGCGUCAGGCUACGUAUUUUGUAGUCGGAAUCAUAUCGGUGAAGAAUAGGCCAAUGUGUCUGCGGUUGGGCACAGACUUUGGUUCGACAGAGAUUAACACCACAUUUUCAGUUGCGGCAGACUCGCCGCAGAGAUCACACGUCUCUAACAAAUGUCAACGUCUCCAACAUCAUCAAAGGCCACGGCUACUUUCCCCAAUGCGGUGUCUAUGACCACCGUUCAUUCCAACGCCUCAGAAACAAGGCAAUCCACGUCACCCUCCAGUUCCGGCGAAUCCUCUUCAGCAUCUGACUCGGAAUAUCAAGCCUGUGCAGGUUCGCAUCGACCCGCGUCCAGGCGCAGCCGGAUGGAAAGGCCACGGAUAGGCGAGAGACAAAGGUCCAAUACUAUCAUCGUUCCCAAGGGACCCGAAGUCAAAGAAGUGGCCCGAAGAUCAUAUCCUCCAGAUGAUGCAAGAGCCAUGAGUCCGAGACGCAACAGUGAAGAUAUUGAGAGAUUAGAGCGGGGAUUAAGAGAGACUCUGAAGGAGCAAGCUCGCAACCUUCAAUCGUCCCUUGCCGCUCUAGCCGAAAAGAUUGACGAAGUCAAGAAUGACCACGACAAACUCGAAAGCGAAAAUCGCUUUCUACAAGACUACAUUGGUGGGCUUACAAGGACCAUGUCCAAGGACAACCUGGGCCGUAGCGCCAGCACCAGCGGCAAAAAGGGACGGAGAUAAGUAGCAACAUGCAACGACAUCCACCCUCGAACACUAUCAAGACAUUAUUAUUCACCAGCCAGCGUCUGAGAAAUGCCACUGGCCAACAUUUGCAUCAAGCGACGGGACAACGGGGCAUUGUUUUUAGGGCCAACCACAGUACAACCAAAGGACGGGCGUACACCAGUCGAUCGUUUUCAUGAUACCCAUGCCACUGAUACCCACCCUCGGGUGGCCACGCCCACGGCGGAAGGAGAGAAAGUUUUGGUAUUGUUGUUAUGAAAGAGCCAACCGAUCAAGCAGUCGACUCUACCCAUGGGAAAAAUCACCAUUGUUGAUGAUACACCAUGUAACCUACCCAACAUCCCAUGACACAUGACACGUCAUGGUAUGAGGUGGAGAUUGUUCUCUGAUGCUGUUAGAGCUGCCGUGCACUGGGCAUUCGUUUACCAUGCAAAGCAGCCGAGGUCGAUGGUCGACAGCGAAAAAGAUUAUGACAGUGGCUGUGAUUACCUUUGAUUAUUUGUUGCCGGAACGAUCCUGGAAUUGUACCAUUAGCGUUAGGAGAGCGAGAAAUGACGGGGACCAAAACUACUUGAAUAUCCCAAGAUCUAUUCUGAGAAUGGUCUGGUUAAUGAUGAUGUUGACAAGCGUCAACAUACGCAGCUUUUUGAUUGUUUUAUGCCAAUCUGGACACAAUCCCGGUGGCCAUGUUUCCC
Molecule: messenger RNA, 1693 nt
Organism: Exophiala mesophila
Lineage: Eukaryota; Fungi; Ascomycota; Eurotiomycetes; Chaetothyriales; Herpotrichiellaceae
Exons: 2
Coding region: 429-995 (188 amino acids)
Cellular component (GO): trans-Golgi network
Source: RefSeq, a predicted model, not a curated record